Cajanus cajan (pigeon pea) is the source of this 1253-nucleotide messenger RNA. Its product is annotated as Protein phosphatase 2C family protein. Gene Ontology annotation, biological process: protein dephosphorylation. The record is from RefSeq and is a predicted model, not a curated record. Gene Ontology annotation, molecular function: cation binding; protein serine/threonine phosphatase activity. NCBI's taxonomy places the organism in Eukaryota, Viridiplantae, Streptophyta, Magnoliopsida, Fabales, Fabaceae.
CGCCACCGCCACCGCCGGCGUCGUAACAGCCGCCUCUUCUUCCAAUGAACAUAAGCCUGCAACGCCGGCGGCACCGAACAUUGUCAUGACCUCCAGGGAUCACGAUUCUCUCUUCAGCGGUGGCGGCAUGAGCUUCCUCUCUGGAAGUCGAAAUGGAAGGUUCAGCUAUGGAUAUUCCAGUUUCAAGGGUAAGAGGUCAUCAAUGGAGGAUUUCUUUGAGACCAGAAUAUCAGAGGUUGAUGGCCAGACGGUUGCCUUUUUUGGUGUUUUUGAUGGCCAUGGAGGUUCUCGAACUGCAGAAUAUCUGAAAAAUAAUCUAUUUAAGAAUUUGAGUAGCCACCCUGACUUUAUCAAAGACACAAAGACUGCUAUAGUUGAAGCAUUUAAACAGACAGAUGUUGACUACCUUAAUGAAGAAAAGGGGCAUCAAAGAGAUGCUGGGUCAACUGCAUCAACAGCUAUGUUGUUGGGAGAUCGAAUUGUUGUUGCAAAUGUUGGUGAUUCCAGAGUAGUUGCAUGUAGAGCUGGUUCAGCUGUUCCUUUGUCGAUCGAUCACAAGCCUGAUAGAUCCGAUGAACGGCGAAGGAUUGAACAGGCUGGGGGAUUCAUAAUUUGGGCUGGAACAUGGAGGGUUGGUGGUGUUCUUGCUGUUUCCCGUGCAUUUGGAGACAAACUUCUUAAACCGUACGUUGUUGCUGACCCAGAAAUUCAGGAGGAAGAAAUUGACGGUGUUGAUUUUAUUAUAAUUGCUAGUGAUGGCCUUUGGAAUGUCAUAUCAAACAAGGAAGCCGUGUCUUUAGUACAAAAUAUCACAGAUGCAGAAGUGGCAUCCAGAGAACUUAUAAAAGAAGCUUAUGCACGAGGAAGCUCAGACAACAUCACUUGUGUAGUUGUUCGAUUUGAUCUAUCUUGAUGUGGCUAUGUGCUUUAGUCUUAAACUCCUCAACUGGCCAACCAGCCACCCAAAUUGAAGCUUGGUACUGUUGAAGUCUUCAAUCUCAAACGUAGGUAUUUAUCUCAGUUGCCGGUUGCUUGUAAGUCUGAUAACAUAUCUUGUGAGAAUAUGUUAACUAUAUAAUACUCGUGGUCUUUGAUGGAAAUUCUGCUUGCCUCCUAUUUCUUAUAUGAAGAUCCUUUCGCUAUGUACAAUUUUAGGAUUUUAUUUUUGUUUUUUUAAAAAAACAGUUUUAGGAGUAUUGGAUUUUAGUGAACUUAUUAAAAGCAUAAAUGUUGAAUUCAAGUGUUUGAUAGCU